Messenger RNA from Dermatophagoides pteronyssinus (European house dust mite), 1940 nucleotides. RefSeq names its product 4-aminobutyrate aminotransferase (gene Gabat). Gene Ontology annotation, molecular function: pyridoxal phosphate binding; 4-aminobutyrate:2-oxoglutarate transaminase activity. Gene Ontology annotation, cellular component: mitochondrion. NCBI's taxonomy places the organism in Eukaryota, Metazoa, Arthropoda, Arachnida, Sarcoptiformes, Pyroglyphidae. The record is from RefSeq and is a predicted model, not a curated record. Gene Ontology annotation, biological process: GABA catabolic process.
UGAUAAUACAAAGUAAAUCAGUAAGAUAAAUCAGUGAAUGAGCGCGUGUCUGUUUGUUUGGUUCAUAUCAUAUCAUAUCAGCAUCUCUUGGAUUAUAUAGCAUCGAUUUUUUUUUCUUUCUGUCUUGCUGGUUAUCCAACUGUUUUCUGUCAUUUUCAUUUUUUCAUUUUUGAUUCACGGACACAGUUCUCUGGAACCUUGUCGAAAAAAAAUACUCAGACGCAAUUCUCAAAUCAAUUUGAAUAAAUAAAAACACUGAAAAAAAAUCAAGGUGACCGUUUUUUUUUGUCUACGUUUUAUAUUUGCUCCAUCAUCAUCAUUAUUUUCGGGUUUUUGGUUUACCCAAAAACAUAGAUUCUGCCAAAUCGAUUCAUUUGUCUUCCGUUUGAAAACGCACACAAACACACAAAAAUGUAUCAUCCUUCGAUUCAACGAUCACUUCGUUCGAUGUUCAAUGGUCAUCAACGAUCAAUAAUUCAACGAUUAUUAUCAUCAUCAUCAUCAUCGACGACAACAAAUUAUGUACUAAAUGAACCAAACGAACCAAAAAUCAUAACCAAUGAAAUACCUGGCCCAAAAUCACGAAAAUUAAUUGAUGAUUUAAAUAAAAUUCAAAAUGCAGGUGCUAUACAAUUGUUUGUUGAUUAUGAAAAAUCCAUUGGAAAUUAUCUGGUUGAUGUUGAUGGUAAUACUUAUUUGGAUAUUUAUAGUCAAAUAUCAUCAAUACCGCUUGGUUAUAAUCAUCCAGCAUUAAUCGAGGCGGUUAAAGAUCCAAAAAAUAUAUCAUCAUUUAUUAAUCGUCCUGCACUUGGUAUACUACCACCAAAAACAUUCAAUGAUCAAUUACAUUCAGCAUUACUUUCAAUUGCACCAAAAGGUUUGAAUGAAAUUCAAACAAUGGCAUGUGGUAGUUGUUCAGUUGAAAAUGCAUUAAAAGUUGUUUGUUUUUAUUAUCGAACAUGGCAACGUGGUCAACCACCAACCGAAGAAGAUAUGCGUACCUGUAUGACAAAUGAACAACCAGGAAGUCCAAAAUUAAGUAUCAUGUCAUUUAUGGGUGGUUUUCAUGGUCGUACAUUCGGUGCUUUGAGUUGUACACAUUCAAAAGCAAUACAUAAAGUAGAUAUACCUGCAUUUGAUUGGCCAAUUGCAAAUUUUCCACGUUAUAAAUAUCCAUUAAAUGAUUAUUUAGAUUAUAAUCAACGUGAAGAUGAUCGUUGUUUAACAAUGGUUGAAGAACUUAUUGAAAAAUAUAGACAUAAUGGUAAACCGGUUGCCGGUAUGAUUAUUGAACCAAUACAAAGUGAAGGUGGUGAUUAUCAUGGUUCAAAAUAUUUUUUUCAACAAUUAAGAAAAAUCUGUACAAAAUAUAAUGUUGCAAUGGUUAUUGAUGAAGUACAAACUGGUGGUGGUCCAACCGGUAAAUAUUGGGCACAUGAACAUUUUGAAAUGGAACAACCACCUGAUAUUGUUACAUUUAGUAAAAAAAUGUUGAUUGGUGGUUUUUAUUAUCGACCAAUGUUUCGUCCGGAUAAACCAUAUCGUAUAUUUAAUACAUGGCUUGGUGAUCCAUCAAAAUUAUUACUUUUAGAUCAAGUUGUAAAAGUUGUACGAAAAGAAAAUCUAUUAAAACGUAUUGAAGAAACGGGUGAUUAUCUUUUAAAACAUUUGGAACAAAUACAAAAUCAAUAUCCAUCAAUAUUGAUGAAUGCAAGAGGUGUGGGAACAUUUUGUGCAAUUGAUUUUUCAACACCGGAAUUACGAGAUCAAGCAAUUCGUAAAUUACAUCAAAAUGGUGUACAUUGUGGUGGUAGCGGUACGGCUACAUUACGUUUUCGUACAACAUUAACAUUUGAAAAUCGUCAUGUUGAUCAAUUUGUUGAACGUUUUGAUCGAACAUUACGAUCAUUAUCGAAGCAAUAAACAACCCAAAAAAUCAA